Messenger RNA from Impatiens glandulifera, 966 nucleotides. RefSeq names its product protein LOL1. NCBI's taxonomy places the organism in Eukaryota, Viridiplantae, Streptophyta, Magnoliopsida, Ericales, Balsaminaceae. The record is from RefSeq and is a predicted model, not a curated record. The transcript has 6 exons. The coding region runs from base 266 to 706 and encodes 146 amino acids.
UCUCCAAGUUCUCACUUUCAAUCUCUCUUUAUCUCUCACUCACUCAUUCUAUCUCUCUCCCUCAGCAAUCUGCAGGGGGAAGUAAGUGUUCAAUUGAAUUUCAUAACUUUCUAAAGGAGGAUCCUUCUUUUACAUUAUAGAACAGUCUUUUCUUCAACUUUUUGCAGCAGAUGCUGCUGCUUAUGGCAGAGAAAUUACUUUGUUUAUUCCAAACAGAAGCAUUUUAAGAUCUUGAACAAGGAAUUUACAUCUGUGGUUACCUGCAAUGCCUGUUCCUCUUGCUCCAUAUCCAACUCCAACAGUUCCAUUUACUCCACCACCUGCAAAUGGUACGCAGAGUCAGCUUGUUUGUUCAGGAUGCCGAAAUCUUCUAUUAUACCCAGUUGGAGCAACCUCUGUUUGUUGUGCUGUAUGCAAUGCAGUCACAUCAGUUCCACCUCCAGGCACGGAAAUGGCUCAGCUAGUUUGUGGAGGAUGUCACACUUUAUUAAUGUAUAUACGUGGAGCAACAAGUGUUCAAUGUUCUUGCUGUCACACCAUCAAUCUAGCUAUGGAAGCAAACCAGGUAGCACAUGUAAACUGCGGAAACUGUCGGAUGCUUCUGAUGUAUCAGUAUGGAGCCAGAUCCGUGAAAUGUGCAGUCUGCAGUUUCGUUACAUCAGUUGGGGCCUCAACAAGUACUACAGAACAGAAGUUCAACAGCUAAAAUUUGUGAGGUAGCAAAUAAAGUUAUUGAUAUUGUUCAGCUUGCAUCUUAAUAUCUUGUGGUACUUAUAGACAAUAGGUGGAGUUUUAUCUUUCCCCAUCUACAUGUAUAGAGCUCUUCCUUUUCUUUUUCUCGCUAUGCUAUGCGUGGAUUCACUUCAAAUAAGCAGUUUCGAAAGAGUUGGAUGUAUAAGCAUUAAUGAGCGAAAAUACUAUACGUUUUUGGAUAAGAAAAAAUUCACUUUCCUUUAAUUUCAGACA